UGACAGGGAGCCAACGUCAAGUGGAUUGAUGUGAGUCAGAACCUCAUUCAGGAAGCAUCAGUGUCCCAUCAACUGCGUGAUUUUUUUCAUUUGGAAAAUACACAAGGUCCAGAGGCUUGUCACCCAGUGUUCUGCUUUCCAAAAUCCUGGCGUCCCCAUGCGGACUUCUGGUAGAAUGAGCAAUGCAAAGUGCUGGCUUGGACUCGGCAUGUCCUUAUACUUCUGGGGGCUGGUGAACCUGACAACUGCCACUCUCUUGGGAACACACACUCCACGAGGUGAACUCGAGGCACACCUGGCAGACAAGCCACAGUCACACCAGCGGACCAAGAGAAGUUGGGUUUGGAACCAGUUUUUUGUUCUGGAAGAGUACACUGGGACGGACCCUUUGUAUGUCGGCAAGCUUCAUUCAGACAUGGACAGAGGAGACGGCUCCAUCAAAUACAUCCUCUCCGGAGAAGGCGCCGGCAUUGUGUUUACUAUAGACGACACCACGGGGGACAUCCAUGCCAUUCAGAGGCUCGACCGGGAGGAAAGGGCCCAGUACACUUUAAGAGCUCAAGCCCUAGACCGGCGAACAGGCAGGCCCAUGGAGCCAGAGUCCGAGUUCAUCAUCAAAAUCCAAGACAUCAAUGACAAUGAGCCCAAGUUCCUGGACGGACCUUAUGUUGCCGCUGUGCCAGAAAUGUCGCCAGUGGGUACCUCGGUUAUCCAGGUGACAGCCACAGACGCUGAUGACCCCACCUACGGCAACAGUGCCCGGGUGGUGUACAGCAUCCUCCAAGGCCAGCCGUACUUCUCUGUGGACUCCAAAACAGGUGUCAUUAGGACGGCGCUCAUGAACAUGGACAGAGAGGCCAAGGAGUACUAUGAAGUGAUCAUCCAGGCCAAGGACAUGGGAGGGCAGCUGGGAGGACUGGCUGGGACCACGACAGUCAACAUCACCCUCUCGGAUGUCAACGACAACCCGCCGCGCUUUCCUCAGAAACACUAUCAGAUGAGUGUGUUGGAAUCUGCCCCGAUCAGCUCCACUGUGGGGAGAGUGUUCGCCAAGGACUUGGAUGAAGGAAUCAACGCAGAAAUGAAGUACACUAUUGUGGACGGAGAUGGUGCAGGUGCUUUCGACAUUAGUACGGAUCCCAAUUUCCAAGUCGGCAUCAUAACUGUGAAGAAGCCCCUGAGUUUCGAAAGCAAGAAAAGCUACACCUUAAAAGUGGAGGGAGCCAACCCUCACCUGGAGAUGCGUUUCCUGAACCUGGGCCCGUUUCAGGACACGACGACAGUGCACAUCAGUGUGGAAGACGUGGAUGAGCCUCCGGUGUUUGAACCUGCCUUUUACUUUGUGGAGGUUCCUGAGGAUGUGGCCAUUGGAACCACCAUACAGAUCAUUUCUGCCAAGGAUCCAGAUGUGACCAACAACUCAAUCAGGUUCUCCAUCGACAGAAGCAGUGACCCCGGGAGGUUCUUCUAUGUUGACAUUACAACAGGGGCCCUAAUGACGGCAAGACCCCUAGACCGGGAAGAAUUUUCCUGGCAUAACAUCACUGUCCUUGCUGUGGAGAUGAACAACCCCUCCCAGGUCGGAAGUGUUGCUGUCACCAUCAGAGUCUUAGACGUGAAUGACAACGCUCCAGAGUUCCCCAGAUUCUAUGAAGCUUUCGUCUGUGAAAAUGCCAAAGCAGGGCAGUUGAUCCAGACAGUGAGUGCUGUGGACCAAGACGAACCAAGCAAUGGCCAGCACUUCUACUACAGCCUGACUCCAGAGGCUGCUAACAACCCCAAUUUCACUGUGAGGGACAAUCAAGAUAACACUGCCCGGAUUCUAACCAGGAGGUCUGGCUUCCGGCAGCAGGAGCAGAGCGUCUUCCACCUGCCUAUCCUGAUAGCGGACAACGGGCAGCCGGCGCUGAGCAGCACCGGCACGCUCACCGUCCAGGUGUGCAGCUGUGACGACGACGGCCACGUCAUGUCCUGCAGCCCCGAGGCCUACAUGCUCCCGGUCAGGCUGAGCCGCGGCGCCCUCAUCGCCAUCCUGGCCUGCAUCUUUGUCCUACUGGUGCUGGUGCUGCUCAUCCUGUCCAUGAGGAGGCACCGGAAGCAGCCCUACAUCAUCGACGACGAGGAGAACAUCCACGAAAACAUCGUCCGCUAUGACGACGAAGGGGGUGGCGAGGAGGACACGGAGGCCUUUGACAUCGCGGCCAUGUGGAACCCCCGGGAGGCGCAGAUGGGCGCCGCCGCCAAGACGCGGCAGGACAUGCUGCCCGAGAUCGAGAGCCUGUCCCGCUACGUGCCUCAGACGUGCGCCGUGAGCAGCACCGUCCACAGCUACGUGCUGGCCAAGCUCUACGAGGCCGACAUGGACCUGUGGGCGCCGCCCUUUGACUCCCUCCAGACAUACAUGUUUGAGGGCGACGGCUCCGUAGCGGGCUCCCUGAGCUCCCUGCAGUCGGCCACAUCAGACUCGGAGCAGAGCUUCGACUUCCUCACGGACUGGGGGCCCCGCUUCCGGAAGCUGGCGGAGCUCUACGGGGCGGCGGAGGGGCCAGCGCCCCUGUGGUGAUGGAAGCCGGGAGGCGCACGUCCCAAUCCAGGCACGUUGUCAGCAGAUGCUUCGCGGACUAGGCGCAGCCAACCACACGAGCAAUACUGUGCUGGAGAGUGACAAUGGGGUGAGCGGGUCGAACAGGGCUCUCUGGAUCAGCUUUACUUGAUUUGGUUAAGUCACAGACUCAAAAGGAAGCAGAAAGGGGAGGGGAAAUCUCCGAUUCCUUUUCCUUUCUUUUUUCUUUUUUUUUAAUUUUCAUGACUGUGUGUUCAAAGACGUGGAGUCCAGCAUGUUAUGUAUGGCGUGCUAGCUUUUCUUUCGCAAGUCACCAAGGCCUUUGCCACUUUGCCACCACAAAGAGGCUCCGAUCUUAAAUGCAGAGGUGGAAAUUGGAAGUAGAUAGAAAGUCCUGCUCUCGUCUGUUUUGUCUUAUUUUAUUCACUUUUAAAGAGUUUUACUGGCUCAUCAAACUGCAGAAACCAACCCACGCAAAAGAACGCAGGAAAAUUGUUCCUGGGUGAGAUUAAUCUUUUUGUUCUGGGAUGGGUGGAAAUUCUUUUAACCCUUUUGAGACGAGGUUAAGACUGAAUCAGCCUUGCGUGGUGCAGGACGGGUGGGAAGGUCGGAGAAGGAAGAGACAUUGACUUUGUGCUCCAGUUUAAUGGCUGAACCAAGAGUUGUUGGCGUUACAACUAAUGCAACUCCAAGUGAGAGUGCCCUAGUUCUCCUCUCAGCUCUUUAACUGUGCCCCUGACAAAUUGUUCCGAGUGAAACCAGAAAUUCUGCCUCUUUUGCACUGUAGAUGUCUCUUCCAAGUGCCAAAUGUGAAGAUGAGAUGCUACAAAUGAAAGCCAAAUAAAAAGAAGUAUCUGAUAAAAGCAUGGGUUGGAGGGCUUUCCUAAUCUGUGUGAGGUCAAACCCAAGGGAUGUUUACAUACUGUAGAUAACCUACUUGAAGAAAAAAAAAAAAAAAAUCAGUAUUAUAGAGAAUAAAUGGAUGUAAGAAAAUUACAUGUAUAAGUUUUGUAUAUUUGUUAAUAAUUUUGGUAAUAAAUAUGGUGUACUGCAUCCCAGUACCUUAGCACUUCUUUUAAUAAAAGUUAAAUAGAAGG
This is a messenger RNA of Orycteropus afer afer, 3660 nucleotides long. It is a transcript of the gene CDH20, whose product is annotated as cadherin 20. Gene Ontology annotation, cellular component: catenin complex; plasma membrane; adherens junction. Gene Ontology annotation, biological process: homophilic cell-cell adhesion; adherens junction organization; multicellular organism development. Gene Ontology annotation, molecular function: cadherin binding; calcium ion binding. NCBI's taxonomy places the organism in Eukaryota, Metazoa, Chordata, Mammalia, Tubulidentata, Orycteropodidae. The record is from RefSeq and is a predicted model, not a curated record.